AUGGAGGCAGACCAGCAGCAAGAGCAGGGCAGCGGCGGCGCGCGCGGCGUGGCGCCGCCGGACAAUAUGGAGCCUGCGCGCGACUGGUUCUCGGGCCCCUGCAUCAUGGGCAUAGACGAGGCCGGCCGCGGCCCGGUGCUGGGCCCGAUGGUGUAUGCGUGCGUGGUGGCCAGCGUCUCAUACAAGGCAGACCUCGCCACAAAGGCUUACGCAGACUCCAAGACGCUGACAGAGGCCCAAAGGGAGGCGCUCUUCGGCCAGGUGGUCAAUGACCCCCAGCUGGCGUACCGCCACGACACACUCAGCGCGGCCCUGAUCUCGGCGCAGAUGCUCGGCAGGUGCCCGGCUUGA
This is a messenger RNA of Monoraphidium neglectum, 351 nucleotides long. Its product is annotated as Ribonuclease H2 subunit A. The transcript has 4 exons. Bases 1 to 351 code for a protein of 116 amino acids. NCBI's taxonomy places the organism in Eukaryota, Viridiplantae, Chlorophyta, Chlorophyceae, Sphaeropleales, Selenastraceae. Gene Ontology annotation, biological process: DNA replication, removal of RNA primer; mismatch repair. Gene Ontology annotation, molecular function: RNA binding; RNA-DNA hybrid ribonuclease activity. The record is from RefSeq and is a predicted model, not a curated record. Gene Ontology annotation, cellular component: ribonuclease H2 complex.